Messenger RNA from Trifolium pratense (red clover), 1979 nucleotides. Its product is annotated as 4-coumarate--CoA ligase-like 9. The transcript is spliced from 6 exons. Bases 281 to 1969 code for a protein of 562 amino acids. NCBI's taxonomy places the organism in Eukaryota, Viridiplantae, Streptophyta, Magnoliopsida, Fabales, Fabaceae. Gene Ontology annotation, molecular function: CoA-ligase activity. The record is from RefSeq and is a predicted model, not a curated record.
GAACAUGCACUGUCGAUGUAAAUUAAUUUUACACCGACAAUCCAUAAGAAUUGAUCAACAUUCCAUUACUAGUAAUUUACACUUUUGGUACAUAUUCAAUUUUAAUAAGUUUGUUAUCAUCAAAACAUCAAAUUUAACCGAAAUUUUUUUUAAGUAAAAAUAAAAAACAUUUUGAGUUUUUGAACAACUAACUUUCUUUGUGUUCAUUGCACUCUUGCUAACUUCCGAAGGCCAAGGCCAUAGAACAGCACAAUUUGGUAGUUCCACCAUUUCCUUUAACAUGGAAGAAGACAACAAUACCAGAACCGUUAGCUCCACCACCACCACCACCACCACCACAAUGGAUCCCAAAACCGGGUUCAACUCAAUUUCCAGAACCUUCCAAACUCUAAGACCCCCACUAAACCUUCCACCACCACACGCCACAAUCUCCGCCGCAACCUACAUUCUCUCCCUCCGCCACAAAUCCCCUUUCUCCUCCUCCACCACUCUCCUCAUCGACUCAUCCACAUCUCAUCAACUAUCUUACUCCAACUUCAUCCAACGCUCAAAAACCCUCGCUAAAAACCUCACUCUCCGCGGACUCACCAAACACCACACCGCAUUGAUACUUUCCCCAAACAUUUUCCAGGUUCCAAUCCUCUACUUCGCAUUACUCUCUAUCGGCGUCGUUAUUUCACCCGCAAAUCCAAUUUCAACAACUUCCGAUAUUUCUCAUUUCAUAAAUCUCUCUAAACCUGUAAUCGCUUUUACGACGUCGUUUUGUGGAAACCUUCCGAAACUGAAACUACCUCUCGGAACGAUUCUCAUUGACUCGCCCGAGUUUGACUCACUCACCACGGAAGAAGCUAAAGAUGAUAUUUCGACGACGACAGUGUUACCGGAGGUGAGUCAAUCUGAUGUGGCGGCGAUUCUGUAUUCGUCGGGGACUACAGGGAAAUCGAAAGGUGUGAUGCUUACACACCGGAAUUUAACGGCCACGGUGGCGGCGUAUGACGCUGUUCGGAUUCCGACGGAGAGUCCUGCGGUGUCUUUGGUAACGGUACCGUUUUUUCAUGUGUAUGGUUUUACAAUUCUGUUGAAAUCUGUGGCUAUGAUGGAAACGGUUGUGGUGAUGGAGAGAUUUGGAUUGGGGAAAAUGUUGAGUGUUUUGGAGAGGUUUCGAGUGACAAAUCUAGUGGUGGCGCCGCCGGUUGUGGUGGCGAUGAGUAAAGAGGGAGUGACGGAAGGGUAUGAUUUGUCGUCGUUGAAAAGUGUUGUUUGUGGUGGUGCUCCGUUGGGAAAGGAUAAUUUUGAUGCUUUCAAAGCAAAAUUCGCUCAAGUUUCCAUUAUUCAGGGAUAUGGCUUAACUGAGUCAACAGCCGGUGUUAUCCGAAUAGUAGGUCCUGAGGAAGCUAGCCGGGCAGGAACUACGGGUAGGCUGAUAUCAGGGGUGGAAGCUAAAAUAGUGAACUCCGACACAGGAGAGGCAAUGUCUCCAGGCGAACAAGGGGAACUUUGGGUUAGAGGACCUCCAAUUAUGAAAGGUUAUGUUGGGGAUCCAGUGGCAACUUCUGACACUUUAGUGGAUGGAUGGUUGAGAACUGGGGAUAUUUGCUAUUUUGACAAUGAAGGUUUCGUGUAUGUUGUAGACAGGUUGAAAGAAUUGAUCAAAUAUAAAGGUUACCAGGUAGCUCCUGCAGAGCUGGAACAACUACUCCAGUCUCACCCAGAGAUAAAAGAUGCUGCAGUUAUUCCAUACCCUGAUGAGGAUGCUGGUCAGGUUCCCCUAGCUUUUGUGAUAAGGCAACCUCAAUGCUCAAUGGGUGAAGCAGAAAUAAUAGAUUUUGUAGCCAAACAGGUUGCACCAUACAAGAAGAUAAGACAUGUAGUAUUUGUCAAUUCCAUACCAAAGAAUGCAACUGGAAAGAUACUAAGGAAGGACUUGUUGAAUAAAAUUCUCCAGCAACAAACUUUCCCUAGGUUAUAACGUAUUUCAA